Molecule: messenger RNA, 2263 nt
Organism: Diatraea saccharalis (sugarcane borer)
Lineage: Eukaryota; Metazoa; Arthropoda; Insecta; Lepidoptera; Crambidae
Source: the annotation of a GenBank genome assembly
UUAGUACAUGUAUUUCUUUAGUCAUCGAACUCAAGAGGUCUACGUUAAUACAAUGAUACUAUUUCUAAUAAGCUACAUCACAUGCAGUACUAAAAAUCAUAAAAUAAACAUUUACACACUUAUGAAAUGUAAAUGAAGGCUACGUUAGUUUACACAAAACGGUCGUAUUAUGUUUAAAAUACAGCAAAAUAUAUCUAAUAAAACAAACGUUGGGAACAAACCAUAAACAUUUAAUUGUUUAUAUCAGUAUUCGUUAUCAGGAAGUGCUUUAUUGCUCUUAUUUUUGUCUGUCUACCCGGCAAGAGAUCUGGCUCGAAGAUAUAGAGAUAGAAUCAGUAUUAGGUUAGUACUCAUUCGGUUAAUACAACCUGCUAAUUAUUUUGAAUUGCCACUUAAAAUUUAAACGCUUAAGACAUCACACAAUGACUUUGGGUACAAAAAAAAUAAAUUUUAUAAUAAAGUAGUGGUUAUAUUUUAAAGAAUCUCAUUUCGUUCAUGAAAUAGUGAAUAUUUAGUGUUUAUAUCUUCUUGCUGUGUCAAAAGUUCCUUAUAAGACUGAAAAAAUGCCAGUUGACUUCAAGAGAUCCAAUAAAAAGAGUGGAAAAGUGUACGAAUUAUGGGAGAUAUUGGAGAAAUUUGGCAGUUACCAAUUACUGCAAUACUUAUAUAUAUGUCUCCCCACUGUGUUUAUAACUAUGGGGCACAUCAACUAUGUUUUUGUGGUUCAAGACGUUGGAUACCGUUGCCGCAUUCCUGAAUGCGAUAACCUCAAUCCUACCUUCCAAGUAGAAUGGUGGCCAAACAAUACUUUAAACAGGUGCUCGAAGCCUAUUUUGAAGACUACUAUCGUCUCGGACUUCGGUAACUGCUCUGCUGAAAAUUUUAGUGAAGAAACAGGGCCGUGUGAUAGCUGGAUAUAUGAGAGCAAUAAUAGUGUGGUGACUGAGUUGAAUCUAGCAUGCAAGUCGUGGCAUAUCAACUCGGUGGGCACGAUUCACAAUUUAGGAAUGCUAUUAGCCAUGCUUGUUACAGGCUGGAUAGCAGAUCGAUUCGGUAGAAAACAUGCGCUGGUUUUCUCAAUGCUGAUUAGUUCGGUGGGCUUGUUUAAAAUAUUUGCUACAUCAUACUAUUUAUACGUUUCAAUAGAGUUUCUGGAGGCGUUACUUGGCGGAGGAAGUUACUCAAUUGCUAUGGUCCUAAUGAUUGAGAUUACGGGACGAAAACAACGUAUACUCUCAGGCGUAUUAUUCGCGUACGCAAUUUACAUGGGCGAGUCAUUAUUUGCCGUUAUAGCCAUGUUCGUGCAUAACUGGAAGAAACUCGUUUUAAUAACCUAUGUUCCUCCAAUCUUCUGUAUUCUCCUAACAUUCUUGCUACACGAGAGUCCACGGUGGCUUAUAUUAAAUGGCAAAACAAAACAAGCGAUAACGAACCUUACUGAAAUAGCAAAUAAAAAUAAGAUGAAAGUGAACAUGCAAGAUUUUUCUGAUAUAGAUGCUAAUAAACUAAAAGAGAAGUUCAAUAUUGAAAAUUAUGAGACCAAAGAAGGUCUUAAAGCAGUUUUCACCUCGAUAGAGAUGAUGAAAAGACUAAUGGUCGCUUCGUUCUGUCGAUUCACGUCCAAUUUCGUGUACUACGGUAUCAUGAUAAACUCCGUAUGGCUACCGGGCGAUAAAUAUGUGAAUUUCCUAUUAUCAACGGUGAUGUCGUUUCCUGGAGAAUUAAUAUCGUUGUAUUUAAUGAACAAAAUCGGUAGAAAAUUGCCUCUCAUUGUAGGAUUCAUAUUCUGCGGUGGACUUUGUAUAUUGUCGGCAUUCGUGCCUGCAACACUCGGCUGGGCCAAGAUAUUGCUGUUUCUGUCAGGGAAGGUGGUGAUGUCGGCGUGCUUCACCGGCGCCAUCACCUACUGCAUGGAGUUGUUCCCGACAAGCGCCCGCGGUUCCCUAUUGGGAUUAUGCGCGUUCGCAGCGCGACUUGGGGGCAUGCUCGCCCCUCUCACUCCCGUUCUGAAUGACAUAUCGGAGAUCCUACCAGCAUUGUGCUUCGGUGCAUCAUCGGUCAUAACGGGAUUUUCUAUCAUUCUGACGCCAGAGACAAAGCAUUUACCUCUUAUGGACACCAUAGAACAGGUGGAGACCAGCGUUAGGAAGACAAGAGAGAAAUGUGAAAUAGACAACUCGGGUUUCGUAAAUGAUGAGAAAACAUUUACCAAGCUAUAAUUUGUGUUGAGUUUAAGGUCUUAAUAUUACCCGAAAUUUAAUUU